UCGGCGGGCCCAGGGCCGGGGCAGCGCCGUGGAAUGGAGGCGGCCGCUGCUGGGGCGCCGCCGGCCGGUGCUGCUGGCGCUGCGGCUGCCACUGCGCUCGGGGCUGAGGCGCCGCCCGGAGCCGAGACACCAUCCGGGGCCGCCGCCGCCUCUCCGCGCCGGCUGCUGGCGCUGCUCGGGGCCAAGCUCUGUACCUGGCAUAUUUUGAAAACAAUCAUUCUGGGACAGAUACUCUCCUUGUUUAUCUGUGGGACUGCUGUUACAAGCCAGUACCUAGCAGAAAAAUACCAAGUGAAUACUCCAAUGUUUCAAAGUUUCAUCAACUAUUCUUUGCUGCUUCUAGUUUAUACAACAAUGCUGGCAUUUAGGACUGGCAGUGACAGUCUUUGGCAAAUUUUGAAACAGAGGUGGUGGAAGUAUAUUUUUUUGGGACUUGCUGAUGUUGAAGCCAACUAUAUGAUAGUAAAAGCCUACCAAUACACAACCCUCACAAGUGUGCAGCUGCUGGACUGUUUUGGGAUUCCUGUGCUGAUGGCUUUGUCGUGGUUCAUUCUCCGUGCAAGAUACAGGCUGAUCCAUUUCCUUGCUGUUGCCAUCUGUUUGCUGGGUGUAGGAACAAUGGUGGGUGCAGACAUUUUGGCAGGGAGGCAGGACAGUGAAGGUAGUGACGUGGUGAUUGGAGAUGUCUUAGUGCUUCUUGGUGCUUCUUUGUAUGCCAUUUCUAAUGUGAGUGAGGAAUACAUUGUGAAAAAUCUGAGCAGAGUGGAGUUUCUAGGAAUGGUGGGCUUGUUUGGGACUAUUAUCAGCGGUCUACAGCUAGCCAUUGUGGAACAUAGAGAGAUAAUGAGGAUUCCAUGGAACUGGAAAAUUGUGCUGCUGUUCACAGUCUUUGCCCUGUGUAUGUUCGGGCUGUAUAGCUUCAUGCCAGUAGUGAUUAAAGUUACCAGUGCAACCUCGGUCAACCUGGGUAUUCUGACUGCGGAUCUCUACAGUCUGUUCUUUGGGCUUUUCCUCUUUUUCUAUAAUUUUUCAGGUCUUUAUAUCCUGUCCUUUGUGAUCAUCAUGGUGGGUUUCAUCCUGUAUUGCUCCACCCCCACCCAGACAGCAGAACCCACUGCCUUGCCGCAGCCCAGCAGCGCUGGCUUGGACAACGCAGCGCUAAAGCUUGAGGAGAACGACAGCGAAACUCCAGGCAUAACCGUACAGUUCACAAGAGGAGAAACUGUGGUGGUCAGCUCUGAUUAAAGAGAUGUCAGCAUUUCAAAAUACAGCUUUUUUUUUUUUUUUCUCUUACUGCCAAAUUUCCCUCAAAUAUUGAUCUUGAGAGUUGUUCUACUGCCAAGGCAUAUGUCGUGCUGCGCUGGUUUUAAUGCACUGGGUAGACUUUAAGGCCAGAUCCUCAGUCAGUGAAACUGUAUUGAUUUACCCUUGCAGAAAGUCUGGCCCCUUGAAGACAGAGUAGUAUUUAUGUUGAGUCUCUGGAAAGUGAGGCUGUUAUUUUUAAAUGCUUAAUUAACUUAAUAGCAAAUGCUUGGAGGAAGAACUAAGCCAAAGCAAGCUCCCAGGCCGCUAAAGGGAGCACAUAUGUUUUGUAUUGCACUGGGGACCUAAAUCUGCAGGUGAUACUUGAGGGCUUCACGGUUCCCAUACCUCAGUGCCUGGUACCCUCAAACAGCAUCUUACAAAAGCCACUCAGCUUCUCAUAGGAUCCAGUUCUGCAAGCCAUAUUACAUACCUACACCUUCUACAUGCUGUUGGACUUCAUUCCUCCACUGGAGGGAUUUGCUGCUUACAUUCCACCCCAAUGUUCAUCUCUUCAUGUUGCUGCACUCCCUGUUGCAGCUGGGGCUGCUAGGGCUCCUACAAGUAUCUUAUUUUGAAUUUUGCUAGUCUGGGAAGUUUGAAUAUGUGUUUUUUAUAAUCUCUUUUGUUUGGUUUUUUUUUCCUCUCAGUGGUCUGGUGCAUUCCCACUAAGUGGAGGAGGCAAACACAGGCCCUUGCUCUGUUCAGUUAGAACCGAAUGGGGUUUUUUUUUGCUUUUUCUAAGGGACAGCA
Molecule: messenger RNA, 2055 nt
Organism: Dryobates pubescens (Downy woodpecker)
Lineage: Eukaryota; Metazoa; Chordata; Aves; Piciformes; Picidae
Gene: SLC35F2
Product: solute carrier family 35 member F2
Exons: 8
Coding region: 34-1245 (403 amino acids)
Biological process (GO): transmembrane transport
Cellular component (GO): membrane
Molecular function (GO): transmembrane transporter activity
Source: RefSeq, a predicted model, not a curated record